Aureobasidium subglaciale EXF-2481 is the source of this 4197-nucleotide messenger RNA. RefSeq lists its product as uncharacterized. Lineage: Eukaryota; Fungi; Ascomycota; Dothideomycetes; Dothideales; Saccotheciaceae. The record is from RefSeq and is a predicted model, not a curated record. Gene Ontology annotation, molecular function: histone binding; DNA binding; ATP-dependent chromatin remodeler activity. The transcript has 3 exons. Gene Ontology annotation, biological process: DNA-templated transcription; DNA repair; chromatin remodeling. Gene Ontology annotation, cellular component: nucleus; Ino80 complex. Bases 1 to 4197 code for a protein of 1398 amino acids.
AUGGUCUCGGAUUACCCCAUCGGCCCUCCAGGUCUUACCAUCGAAGCUACGGAAGAAGCCUAUACCGAGAUUGAAAGAGCCGACAUGAGCGAUCUUGACGUGCCUGGCUUCGAAGGGCCUAUGAAAGCAUGGGAAUUGAGAUCUGCGAAGCGUAUGAUCGAGAUAGAACAGAAGGAGACGGGCAAGCGAAAGAGACGCAGACAAGCUUCGACCAAGAUGUACCUCGAACUGUUCGAUGCGAACGCGAACUUGGCCAAGGAUCACUUCAUCGCGACACACGAAAAGCAAGCCGAAGAGGAAGUGCGCGUCAAGGACGCCGAAGAAGAAAAAGAACGCAAGAAGGACAUGCAGCGAAAGCGUCGGCGCGAGAGAACACUGCUCAACGAGACGGCCAAGCGUGAUGAAGCGAUCGAGAAGCUCAAAGACCUCGAGGAUGAAGACGAAAAAUCGCGCCUGCUCAAGGACGUCCAGAAAUAUGGUAAGAAGAUACGGAAUACCGAAGACCUCCUACAUGGCCGCCUUCCCAGCAAAGCUCUCCUCGGAGACUCGCCCGGGCCUCCCAACCUCGAAGGGGGCUUCAUGUCGUCUUUCCAAGCUAAUGACGACCUUUCAACAGAUGCCAAAGCGAAGAAAGGCGCCAAAGGAUACCGUCCACGCAAGAGCAAGGCACAGAAACAAGCCGAGAAAGACAGCGCCGCCCAAGCACAAGCCCUCAUGGACCGCGGCGAGGAUAUGCCCCCGAUCACCCCGAGAGAAGAAUUGCGACUCCGAAGUCUGCGCGGUACCUCUAGCGAUGGUAUGGAAGGAACACCCAUGGAAGACAUCGAGCCUGGAGAAAAGACGUAUGACCAGCUGUAUCGCGAAGCCUGGAAGGACAUAUCUGUCAGCGCCUCUAAAAUUGCUCGCUCCAGACUCCAAGCACUCGAGGUCAAGCAAGGAAACAUGCGCAAGACGGCUCAGCUGGCCUCCAAAGAGGCACGUCGUUGGCAACUCCGCACGAACAAGAGCACCAAAGAUGUACAGGCUCGCGCCAAGCGUGCUAUGCGUGAGAUGCUCUCCUUCUGGAAGCGUAACGAGCGCGACGAGCGUGACCAGCGCAAGAUGGCCGAGAAGCAAGAGUUGGAGAAUGCCAAACGUGCCGAAGCCGAGCGCGAAGCAAAUCGCCAAAAGAGAAAGCUGAACUUCUUGAUCUCUCAAACAGAACUGUACUCGCAUUUCAUCGGCAAGAAGGUCAAGACAGACGAAGUCGAAAACUCUACUAAUGAUGCCUCUGUUUCGGACCAAGCAAUCAGGCCUGGUCCUGCUAGUGCCAAUACCAUCGAUCUCCCUGACAGUGUCGCCGACCUCAGCACCAAGGUUACGAACUUCGAGGAUCUUGAUUUCGAUGCUGAGGAUGAGACUGCCUUGCGCCAGGCUGCUAUGGCAAAUGCUCAAAACGCCGUCCAGGAGGCACAAGACAGAGCGCGCGCUUUCAAUGAUCCAAACGGAGAGAACAAGAUGUCACAGUUCGACGAUGGCGAAAUGAACUUCCAAAAUCCUACCAGUCUGCAAACUAUGGACGUCGCUCAACCAAACAUGCUCACAUGUCAGCUGAAGGAAUACCAACUGAAGGGUCUCAACUGGUUGGUUAACCUAUACGAGCAAGGUAUCAACGGUAUCCUGGCCGACGAAAUGGGUCUAGGAAAGACAGUCCAGUCUAUCUCAGUCAUGGCGUACCUGGCCGAAGUCCACAACAUUUGGGGACCUUUCCUGGUCAUCGCUCCAGCCUCGACACUCCACAACUGGCAACAGGAAAUUGCCAAGUUCGUUCCUACCCUCAAAGUCCUGCCAUACUGGGGUAACGCAAAGGAUCGUAAGGUCCUGCGCAAGUUCUGGGACCGCAAGCAUAUUACUUACAACCGAGAAUCGUCUUUCCACGUCUUGGUAACAUCGUAUCAGCUUGUGGUGCAAGACACGCCUUACUUCCAAAAGAUUCGCUGGCAAUACAUGAUUCUGGAUGAAGCUCAAGCUAUCAAGUCUUCUUCCAGUUCGAGAUGGAAGGCUCUGUUAGGAUUCCACUGCCGUAAUCGCCUACUUCUGACUGGUACACCAAUUCAGAACAACAUGCAAGAGCUGUGGGCUUUGCUGCAUUUCAUCAUGCCUAGUUUGUUCGAUUCGCACGAUGAGUUCAGUGACUGGUUCUCGAAGGACAUCGAGAGUCACGCGCAAAGCAAUACAAAGCUUAACGAGGAUCAGCUCAAGAGAUUGCACAUGAUCCUUAAGCCUUUCAUGUUGCGCCGUGUCAAGAAACAUGUUCAGAAGGAACUUGGCGACAAGGUGGAGAAGGACGUAUACUGCGAUCUCACAUACCGUCAACGAGCGCUUUAUGCCAACUUGCGAAACAAGAUCAGCAUCUUGGACCUCAUUGAAAAGGCAGCUGUCGGGGAUGAUCAGGAUACUGCAACAUUGAUGAACUUGGUCAUGCAAUUCAGAAAGGUCUGCAAUCAUCCCGACUUGUUUGAGCGUGCAGACACCACUUCGCCGCUUGCUGUCUCAUACUGGGCAGAGACAGCUUCUUUCAGCAGAGAGGGCAACUUCGUCAAUCUAGCGUACUCGGUUCGCAGUCUAAUAGAGUACUGGCUACCAAAACAGCUUGGCUCUGAAGGCGGUCGUCUUGAUCUGGCUGGACCCGAUAACUUGCAUGCUGGCUGGAGGAACAAAUGGCUGAAGCAUAAGAUGAGCAUUUGGAACCCUGAGCACGUCAAGAACAACACCAAGAGUGCAGAAGCAUUUUCAUGGUUGCGAUUCGUCGACCAGUCCGCUAGCGAGGUUUCUCGAGCAGCCCACAACGGCAUCUUCGAUCGUGCAGUCGAGCUUGAAAGGCAGUCGAAGCGCCGUACCUUCUUCCAACAAGGCGACUAUCUCGAAGCCAGGGAGCGCUAUGUGCCUGCGCACUCUAUGCUCAAUGUGGUUCAGCAUUCAAAACCAAGCUUGGUCGCAGAUGUGUCGGGCGAGGGUUAUUUGAGCAACCUCAUGAACGUCUCACGACUGGCAGUGAAGCAGACUGGUUACAGCGAUAUUGAGCCUUGCAGUCUCCCAACAGCAGCUGCACCUCCGAUUGAGCUUGUGUGCCCAAGUCAGCACUCUAUCGUGGAGAAGGAGACCACAUUCUUCAAUGCCCCCAUGCGAAGCACCCUCAACCCUAUCACAUUGGAGGCCGAACACGCACUUUUGUCAAACAAGAUCGCACCAUCUGAUUAUCCUAUUGUCAAUAUGCUACCUGAGCCCAUCAACAAGAAGCAGGGAUACACAACAAUCGAGGUCCCGAGCAUGCGUCGCUUCGUCACAGACUCCGGCAAGUUGGCCCAACUAGACAAGCUUCUGAGACAACUUAAGGAGGGUGGUCAUCGUGUCUUGCUCUACUUCCAGAUGACACGUAUGAUCGACUUGAUGGAGGAGUAUCUUACAUACCGCAACUACAAAUACUGCCGUUUGGACGGUUCGACAAAGCUGGAAGACCGUAGAGACACUGUCGCGGCCUUCCAAUCGACACCCGAGAUCUUCGUCUUCCUUCUCAGUACUCGUGCUGGUGGUCUUGGUAUCAACCUUACCUCUGCUGACACUGUCAUCUUCUACGACAGUGAUUGGAACCCUACCAUCGAUUCACAAGCCAUGGAUCGUGCUCAUCGUCUGGGUCAGACAAGACAAGUCACAGUUUAUCGUCUUAUCACACGUGGUACGAUCGAAGAGCGCAUCCGCAAGCGUGCUCUGCAGAAGGAAGAAGUGCAACGUGUGGUCAUUACUGGUGGCGCAGGUGCUACAAGUGGUGACAAGGGUGUUGACUUCAACGGACGCACUACCAGAGAAAAUCGCACCAAGGACAUCGCUCUAUGGCUCGCUGAUGAUGACCAAGCUGCUGAGAUCGAGCGCAAAGAAGCCGAAUUUGCUGAGCAAGAAGCGAAAGAGCCGAACAAGUCCAAGAAGAGGAAGGCUCCCACCAAGAAAAAGGAAAUCAGUAUGGACGACAUGUACCAUGAAGGUGAGGGCAAAUUCGACGAUGACCACAGCAACAAACCUUCUGGAGCAGCAACUCCAGUGCCUGCAGCCGCUGACGGUCCGCCAUCGAAGAAGAAGAAGACUUCUGGCAAGAAGGCGAAGACGCUUAAACAACGUCUUGCGAUAGCUGACGGCGACGUUGAUGGCGGUAUGGCCUCAUGA